GGCUCGUCCCGGCAGCCCCCGCGGCCCGUCCCGACCGGCGCGGCGCGCGGCGGCGCGGGGAGAUGGCGGCGGCGGGCGCGGAGGAGCGGUGCGGUGCGUGGGGCGCGGCGGGCCCCGAGCGCGGCCCCGGUCCCGGCCCGCUGGGGUCGCUGCUCAGCCGGCUGCCGCUUGCGCCGUCUCCGCGGCGGCGGACCGCCAGCCAGUGCAAGCCGGAGCCGCCACUGCUGCGCACCAGCAAGCGGACCAUCUACACGGCCGGGCGGCCGCCGUGGUACAGCGAGACCGGCGCGCCCGUGGAUGAGGCCUUCGUCAUCGGCCUGUGCGGUGGCAGUGCCUCAGGCAAAACAACGGUGGCAACACGGAUCAUAGAGGCGCUGGAUGUGCCCUGGGUCGUGCUGCUGUCCAUGGAUUCCUUCUACAAGGUGCUGGACGAGGGGCAGCAGGCGCUGGCGGCCCGCAGUGACUACAACUUUGAUCACCCCGAUGCCUUCGACUUUGAGCUGCUCAUCAGCGUCCUCCGCAAGCUCAAGAAGGGCAAGAGCGUGAAGGUGCCAGUCUACGACUUCACCUCGCACAGCCGCCGCCGCGAGUGGAAAACUGUGUACGGGGCCAACGUCAUCGUGUUCGAAGGGAUAUUGGCUUUUGCGAACAAGGAGUUGCUGAAGCUCCUGGACAUGAAAGUGUUUGUGGACACGGACUCUGACAUCCGACUGGUGCGGCGGCUGCAACGUGACAUCAUGGAACGGGGGCGUGACGUUGCAGGUGUCAUCAAGCAAUACAACAAGUUUGUGAAGCCAGCCUUUGAGCAAUACAUCGAGCCCACCGUGCAGGUUGCCGACAUCGUGGUGCCCAGGGGUGGGGAGAACUUUGUGGCCCUGGACCUCAUUGUGCAGCAUGUGCACAGCCAGCUUGAGAAGCGCGAGAUCACUGUCAGGGCAGCUCUGGCCUCUGCCCACCAAGACCAGCCCCUGCCAAAGACACUGAGUGUCCUGGAGAACACACCGCAGGUGCGAGGCAUGCACACCAUCAUCAGGAACAAGGACACAACCAGGGACGAGUUCAUCUUCUACUCCAAGCGCCUGAUGAGGCUGUUGAUUGAACAUGCCCUCUCCUUCCUGCCACUGAAGUCGGUCACUGUGGAGACGCCCCAGGGGACAACAUAUGAAGGAAAGCGGUUCCACAGACAGAGGAUCACAGGUGUGUCCAUCCUGCGAGCAGGGGAGACCAUGGAGCAGGCCCUGACCGCUGUGUGCAAGGACAUCCGCCUGGGCAAGAUCCUGAUCCAGACCAACCAUGACACAGGGGAGCCUGAGCUCCACUACCUGCGCCUUCCCAAGGAGAUCAGUGAGGACUACGUCAUCCUCAUGGACAGCACUGUGUCCACGGGAGCCGCAGCCAUGAUGGCAGUGCGAGUCCUGCUGGAUCACGAUGUGCAGGAGGACAGGAUCUUCCUGCUGUCGCUGCUGAUGGCGGAGAUGGGGGUGCACUCUGUGGCUUACGCCUUUCCCUGUGUCCGCAUCAUCACCACUGCCGUGGACAAGAGGAUCAACGAGGAGUUCCAUAUCAUCCCAGGCAUUGGUAACUUUGGGGACAGAUACUUUGGCACUGAUGGCCCCUCUGCCUGGUGUGAGAGCGACGGCAUGGACUGCUGAGCUGGCUGGCCAUGAGACCACCAGCCAGGCUGGCUACAGGGCUGGCCCCCACCUCCGCCCCCAGGAGGGGCUCUGAGCUGCCAGCCUGUGCCCACCCAGCCGCAGCACAGCCUUGCCAGCCCCUGGCUCUCCUGCUCCACUGGACGAGCACCCCUCUCUGCCAGCUGCCCUCCAUGCCACAGAGGCAGCCCUGGGGGGAGCGAUGGCCUCUCCCUCAGCCCCUGGCCAUGCCUGGGGCAGGGAGAGGUGGUCUCCUGCAGCCUGUGCCUGAGGGGCCGGUCACCCUCUUCCCUGGAGUGGAGGGGGACAGGGUCCAGACCCCUCAAGGCUUCAUUGGGCUGGGGGCCAGGCAAGCUCCCUUGCCUGGAAUCUGUAUUUAUUUGUAUUUAUUUUGAGCGGCUGCCCACCUGGUGCUCCGGUGGGGCCGGCCAGCUACUUGAAAAACAUCAGGGAGUGGGGAUCUCCUCAAGGAGCCGCCUUGUCCCCACCGAUCUGACACUCCAUCCCCUCAGCUGGGCCCUCCAGGGGCUUGGGGGGCUGCCAGCAGCAGCGGGAGGGCAGGGGCUGCCUUCCCAGGAGGGUUUGAUACUCGGACACUCUGGGGGGGAUAGGACCACUCCCCAGGGACCAUCCCAGCGUGGUGGGCCCCUGGUGCUGCUGCCCUUGCUCAGGUCCUUCAUUGCAGAGUGGGAGUGGGGAGGGUGGGGGGCAGGGCCGGGCGCCCCCCUUUUGCUGGCUGAAGAGGCCGUGCUGCACCCCUAACCCCGGGCGCUGCCCCCUCCCCGCUGCCCCGGCUGCCUUUGUUUUGUACCCAAUAAAGGAGCAGCGCGACCUCCGGG
This is a messenger RNA of Falco peregrinus (peregrine falcon), 2491 nucleotides long. Its product is annotated as uridine-cytidine kinase-like 1. The record is from RefSeq and is a predicted model, not a curated record. Gene Ontology annotation, molecular function: kinase activity; ATP binding. Lineage: Eukaryota; Metazoa; Chordata; Aves; Falconiformes; Falconidae. The coding region runs from base 63 to 1652 and encodes 529 amino acids. Gene Ontology annotation, cellular component: cytoplasm. The transcript is spliced from 14 exons.